Brachypodium distachyon (stiff brome) is the source of this 2810-nucleotide messenger RNA. Its product is annotated as rho guanine nucleotide exchange factor 8. The record is from RefSeq and is a predicted model, not a curated record. The transcript has 4 exons. NCBI's taxonomy places the organism in Eukaryota, Viridiplantae, Streptophyta, Magnoliopsida, Poales, Poaceae. Gene Ontology annotation, molecular function: guanyl-nucleotide exchange factor activity. Bases 775 to 2277 code for a protein of 500 amino acids.
AUUCCUAUAUAUGCGCCAUAUCAAGUGAUCAACUACCUACCUGACAACCAAGAUUAUCCCCUGAGCAUAUAUCCUCCAUUAGCCCCAUUGAAAACAAGCCGAUGAGCCAAGAUGGUGGUCGGCACAGCUAAGCAGAAUCAACGCAGCCACACGAGGGAAGGAGUGGCCGGGAGCAUUCUCCUCCCCAUUUUCCCCGGGCAAUCUAAACAAGGCAAGGCAACGGCAACCACCCGGGGCAGAAACUGGGCGACACAGGGGAAGGGAUUUAAUCGUCUCCCCCGGCCCAGCCCCCCCGUCGACAUGCACCCCACGUUCGCGCCCUGCUUAAAUUAGGCAGGUGCCGCGCGAUCGCUCGACCCCGGACCUUUUUUUUUUAAUUUUUCCCCGGGGGCCGGACGGACGAAUCCGCCUUAAUUUCUUCUUGUUUCCCCUUCAAUUCGUUCCCCCCCAUGCCGGCCGUAUUCGUAGUAGCAGUCGUCGUCGUGCGCCGCAUGUCUUGGACGACGCCAGUUCUUCUCUCUUGAUUUUUUGCUUUGUGUUUGUUGCUCGCUCGGUCGCCCUGCUUCUUGUUGCUGCUGCCAUUGUUGUCGAUUCUGCUGCUGCUCUGAGGAAUUGUUGGUCCGACGGUGCUGCUAGCUAGCUGGUGAUCUUGGUCGACUUCGUCACGGCGGCAGCGGCGGUGCUCCAGCGUCCAGGGGGCCUGGACGCCUUGCGCACAAAGUUCCCAGCAGUUAGUGCGCGUUGGGCGUCAAGCUCGAGGCGGUGGGCUGGGUGAUGGUUCGGUUCCUCCGGCGCCACAGCCUUGACAAGAGCAGCUCCCGCAACCACCUGCAGCAGCAGCAGCAGCAGAAUCGAGAGGCAGACAACAGCGACGCCGAGAUGACCGACGGGAGCACUCCCCCGCUCCCCAAUGGCCGGGCCGCGCCGAGGGGCCGGCGCGACGGGCCGCCCUCAGAUUUGGACGUGAUGAAGGAGAAGUUCGCCAAGCUGCUGCUGGGCGAGGACAUGUCGGGCACGGGCAAAGGCGUGUCGUCGGCGCUGGCGCUGUCGAAUGCCGUGACGAACCUGGCUGCGUCCGUGUUCGGCGAGCACCGCAAGCUGGAGCCCAUGGCGCCCGACACCAAGGAGCGCUGGAAGAAGGAGGUGGGCUGGCUGCUGUCCGUCACGGACCACAUCGUGGAGUUCGUGCCCACGCGCCAGACCGCCGAGAACGGCACCACCAUGGAGAUCAUGUCCACGUCGCAGCGCCGCGACCUCGCCAUGAACAUCCCCGCCCUGCGCAAGCUCGACGCCAUGCUCAUCGGGUACAUGGACAACUUCGUGGACCAGACGGAGUUCUGGUACGAGAAGGGCGGCGACAACAAGCGCGACGACGACAAGUGGUGGAUGCCGACGGUGAAAGUGCCCGCGGAGGGGCUGUCGGAGGUGACCCGGAGGUGGCUGCAGUACCAGAAGGAGUGCGUGAACCAGGUGCUGAAGGCGGCCAUGGCCAUCAACGCGCAGGUGCUGGUGGAGAUGGAGAUCCCGGAGGUGUACAUCGAGUCGCUGCCCAAGAAGGGCAAGACGAGCCUGGGCGACGCCAUCUACCGCAGCAUCACGGACGAGGACUUCGACCCCAUCGAGUUCCUGGAAGGCGUGGACCUCUCCACGGAGCACAAGGUGCUCGACCUCAAGAACCGCAUCGAGGCCUCCACCAUCAUCUGGAAGCGCAAGAUGCAGACCAAGGACACCAAGUCCUCCUGGGGCUCCAUCAUCAGCUUCGAGAAGCGCGAGCAGUUCGAGGAGCGCGCCGAGACCAUCCUCCACCUCCUCAAGCUCCAGUUCCCCGGCACCCCCCAGUCCCAGCUCGACAUCUCCAAGAUCCAAUACAACAGGGAUGUGGGGUACGCGCUGUUGGAGAGCUACUCGAGGGUGCUGGAGAGCCUGGCGUACAGCGUGAUGUCGAGGAUCGAGGACGUGCUGGGGGCGGACGCGGCGGCGACGAACCUGACGGCGAGCGAGGCGGCGAGGAGGCAGGAGAUGGACGCGCCGAGGAAGCUGGACGCCAGGGAGGAGCUGGAGAAGCUCAACGAGGCGCCGGCGUCCAUGACGCUCUACGACUUCAUGGGCUGGCACUUCGACCAGGACGAGCUCAUGCGGAAGAAGGAGGAAGGCACGCUCGACGAGGCCGGCGAGGCCAAGCUCAAGAAGGCGCCCAGCCAGCUCGCGCCCAAGAAGUUCUCCUACGUCGACAGCCUCGCCGGAUCAGGCAUGCGGAGCCCCUCCGCGCGCCAUUGAUACUUCAUUUCUUCGUCGUUACAGAACUGGCACAAAUUGAGCAAGACAACAAUGGGGGACGAUGGAUGGAUCCAACAGCAGAGAUGGGCAUGGCUAUUGUACAUAUCUGGGGCACACAACACACACACACGCUACGUACUGGAGAUCGAUCUUCACUGGACUGCCGAGAGAUCACCAUCAGCUCGAACCGAUCAGUCGGCCUCGUUCUUCUCCUACCGACCCUAUCUUCUUGACAAGGGGAAAGAAAGAACGAAGACGAUGAUCUGAUCUGCUGACUCUACAAUUUACUAGUACAUCUCUUUGCUCUCCGUCCGACAUGCAAGAAGGGUUGCUGUUGUACGUACGUAGCUACUGAUUUUCACACAAACAAACAAACAAAACCUAGUAUGUAUUUUUGUACCUAGUUCUGAAUUUACUCUCCGGAAGAGGAGACGCUAAACUCUGGGGUAUAUGUAUGCGACUUACUACUACCACGCGGCCAAACACAUUGUAUAUUCAUUCAUUUGAUUCAAGCUAAUCUUUUCUAGACUCGA